Molecule: messenger RNA, 2863 nt
Organism: Coffea arabica (coffee)
Lineage: Eukaryota; Viridiplantae; Streptophyta; Magnoliopsida; Gentianales; Rubiaceae
Product: DNA ligase 1-like
Biological process (GO): lagging strand elongation; DNA biosynthetic process; DNA recombination
Cellular component (GO): mitochondrion; nucleus
Molecular function (GO): DNA ligase (ATP) activity; ATP binding; DNA binding
Source: RefSeq, a predicted model, not a curated record
CUGGCAAUUUUCAAUCCAAGUGCACAAAACCCUCAAUUUCCUUUCCCGCCAUUUGCCUUCCUCUUCCCUCCUAUCCAUCCGCGUCCGCAACAGCAAUGAGCAACCCGUGUCAGUUGUCUCCCUCUCGGUAGCAGAAAAACGGCAGCUGAUGUUCACCGCAUUCAGGUCAUGCUCUUCUUCACUCUACUUUACCCACCACACUCUUUCGCUUCAUCCCCUCAGAAAACCACUCGGCUUUAAGCCCUACUUUCUCAUCUAUUCUUCCUUCCCCGCAAAACCCUUCUCUCAGAGAUCCCUCUUUCUCUCGAUUCCAUUAGUUAAUCCAGGAUCAAUAGCAGCAAUGGCUUCUCGCCCUUCUGCCUUCGACCUCCUCAUGUCCAAUGCCAGCAAGAAAAAGUCCGAGCAGAAACAACAAAAACCAUCUCCCAAGAAACGCAAAACCACCACCCCCACCAUCACUUCUCAAAAUUCUGCUCCGAUUUCAGUCAAAGAACCUGAUUCAGCUCAAAUUAAAGAAGCCCAGUUGGAAAAAGAUAUGAAAAAUGACGUUUCGAGCAAGAUUAAGGAUGCCCAGCUGGGGAAAAGUGAGGAAGCGGUGGUUAAGAAACCUAAGGUGGUAAUUACUCCUGAUGAGAGCCUUCUUGAGUUGAAGGAUAAGGCGGCAAGUUUUGAUCCCAAGAAGGCGGCAUAUUGGGGAAAGGGACAAAGGGUGCCGUUUAUGUUUGUAGCGAAGGCGUUGGAUGCUAUUUCUAAAGAAUCAGGGCGGAUUGCGAUAACUGCAAUUGUUUGUAACAUGUUGAGGACUGUGAUGGAAACGACGCCAGAGGAUUUGGUGGCUGUUGUUUACCUUUUGGCGAACCGGAUUGCUCCAGCUCAUGAAGGAUUGGAGCUUGGGAUUGGGGAUGCUUCGAUUAUUAAGGCUCUGUCCGAGGCGUGCGGAACAAAAGAAGCACAAAUUAAGAAGCAGUACAAGGAGCUUGGAGAUCUAGGCCUUGUUGCAAAAGCAAGCCGUUCGUCUCAGUCUUUAAUGCGCAAACCAGAAGCACUAACUGUUGUUAAAGUUUUUGAUACAUUUCGCCUUAUUGCUAAGGAAUCUGGUAAGGAUAGUCAAGAGAAGAAAAAGAAUCAUAUCAAGGCACUACUGGUUGCUGCUACUGAUUGUGAGCCUCAGUACUUGAUUCGUCUGCUCCAGGCGAAACUGCGCAUUGGUUUAGCUGAGCAAACUCUGUUAGCUGCUUUGGGCCAUGCUGCAGUUUAUGCUGAUAAGCAAUCUUCAACUCCUGCAAAUAUAGAUUCUUCUUUAGAAGAGGCUGCUAAAAUCGUGAAACAAGUUUACUCGGUAAUUCCAGUCUAUGAUAAAAUAAUCCCUGCUCUUCUUGCUGAUGGUGUAUGGGAUCUUCCCAAGACAUGUAGCUUUUCACCUGGUGUUCCUGUUGGACCUAUGCUAGCAAAACCAACUAAGGGAGUUUCUGAAAUAUUGGAUAAGUUUCAGGAUAUUGAAUUCACCUGUGAAUACAAGUAUGAUGGAGAACGUGCUCAGAUUCACUACAUGGAGGAUGGUACAGUGGAGAUAUAUAGUCGAAAUGCAGAAAGAAACACUGGAAAGUAUCCUGAUGUUGUGGAUGCAAUUUCAAGGUUUAAAAGGCCGUCUGUAACCUCAUUUGUUCUUGAUUGUGAAAUUGUUGCAUUUGAUCGUGAGAAGAAAAAAAUUCUCCCCUUCCAGGUCCUCAGCACACGGGCUCGUAAAAAUGUGGUCUUGAGUGAAAUAAAGGUUGGUGUUUGCAUAUAUGCUUUUGAUAUCUUGUAUAUCAAUGGCCAACCUCUCCUACAAGCACAGCUUGACAGUCGAAGGCAGCAUCUUUACGAGUCAUUUGAGGAAGAACCUGGCUUUUUUCAAUUUGCUACAGCAGUAACAUCAAAUGAUCUUGAGGAAAUACAGAAGUUCCUUGAAGCUGCUGUUGAUGCCAGUUGUGAGGGGUUGAUAAUUAAGACAUUGAAGAAAGAUGCCACGUAUGAGCCUUCCAAGCGGUCAAAUAACUGGCUGAAGUUGAAAAAGGAUUACAUGGAUAGUACGGGUGACUCACUGGAUUUGGUUCCCAUUGCUGCUUUCCAUGGCCGGGGAAAACGUACUGGUGUUUAUGGAGCCUUUCUCCUUGCUUGUUAUGAUGUCAACAACGAAGAAUUCCAGAGCAUAUGUAAAAUUGGCACUGGAUUUUCUGAAGCUGUGCUUGAAGAGCGCUCUGCCAGCUUGCGCUCUAAAGUUAUUCCGAAGCCAAAGUCUUAUUACCGGUACUCAGAUACAAUCAAUCCAGAUGUAUGGUUUGAACCUAUUGAGGUUUGGGAGGUAAAAGCUGCUGAUCUGACUAUCAGUCCUGUUCAUCGUGCUGCUACUGGUAUUGUGGAUUCAGACAAGGGAAUUUCUCUUCGGUUUCCACGUUUACUACGGGUUCGAGAAGAUAAGAAUCCAGAGGAUGCCUCUUCUGCUGAUAUGGUAGCAGAUAUGUAUAGAGCUCAGAAACACAAUCAAAGUAACCGCGAUGAUGAUGAGCAAUAAUGAAAGCAAUUAGUUGGAUAUUUUAGUUCAUUUAUAGAAAUGAUGCCUAUUGUGCAUGUCUGGGCAUCCACAAAAGUAAGUCGUGCCCUCUGCAAACUUGUGUUAUUGUCAAAUUUGAUGCACUGGUUUCACUGAUCUAAGUAAUAUUCACAGUGCGAGUAAUAUAACCGAUGGCACAUGUCAUUUAAAACCCAUUUAAUUUCUUGAAUUAUGAUUUAUGAGUCACAGCUACCAAAAUAAUGUUAAAACCUGUCCAGAUACUUUUGAUUGCAUGCAUCUUUAGAUAAAAACCCUGUAUUUAUUUCACAA